AUGGCUUUGAGAUUGACGUAUUCAUUGAAAAAGGUGACAAGCCCUAUGCUUGGGCAGCGCUUCAUGUCUGUCAUCAAUAUCUCUGACAUGGAUGCCACCACCAAGUUCCAAGAAGUGAAUCAAAAGAACAUCAUGUACUUCACAGCCACAUGGUGUCCACCUUGCAAGGCAAUCAAGCCCGUCUACGAAGAAUUGGCCAAGAAAUACGACGGAGUUAGCUUUGGAAAAAUUGAUGUGGAUGACAACUCCGAGGCCGCAGCAGAGUUCCAAAUCUCGGCGGUUCCAACCUUCAUCUUCUCGAAUGGGCAGCGUUUUUCAGGAGCCGAUCCAAAUCAGCUUGAACAGUUGAUAAAGGCACUGGAUGAAGAGUAG
This is a messenger RNA of Cylindrotheca closterium, 372 nucleotides long. The record is from the annotation of a GenBank genome assembly. NCBI's taxonomy places the organism in Eukaryota, Bacillariophyta, Bacillariophyceae, Bacillariales, Bacillariaceae.